CUAACAUAAUGCUAGCGUUUAUGUAGCACCAGGCUCUGCAAGCAUUGUAGAAACAACCGCGGAUGCCUCAUCUCAAACGAUAGUUUGUCAACCUAGGUCAUCCAUACCUGCGUUGCGCGCUUACCUGAAUUAAAAAUUCAAUCUCUAGUUCCAUUGUAGCCGUCUGCGCGUGCAGCGGCCCUGCGGCUGCAAGUCAGUCGCUCAGCCUAGAGAAAUGGCUUCGCCGUGAGGCGGGCCGCCCAGGCGCCAACUGGGCGGCUCGCUGCGAGGCUUUCAGAUAGAUAUGGGCAGCGGCGAUGUUGGUGGCAUGUUGGCGGUGUCCGCUGUGUCCGCUUCCCUGGGCGGCCUGGUGACGGGCAUGGCUAUCAGCGGCCGCCUUUUGGACACCGAGUUCGUUGCUCUGUCAUCCCAUGGCGGCCACCACCUGUUCAUAAACCGUAUCCCGCCGAGGCUGCCAAAGGAGGACGUCGAAAAAAUCAUCCUGGCACAGCUCCGCUUGCAGUUUGUUCUACAGGUUUCUAAGUGCAGCGUUAUCCCGCAAAACAGCCUCAAAAAUAAGGGCUAUGGCUUUAUCACGUUGGACGGAUCGCCAACACCCUCCGACCUGGAUGAAAUUGCAAACUCACUAAACAACAAGCUGCAGGUCGGCUGUAGGACGCUUGGUGUUCGGGUCUGUACCGAUUGCCAUAAUGCGUUGCUGGGCGAGGAUGCCGCAAGCGCGUCUUCAUCUUCGCCAGACUCUUCACCAUCGAGCGAGCCAGGAGGAUGCCAGUCGCCAGCGGGUGGUGACCAAAUUACUGCAGGCGAUUUGCAGGUUGUUAAGGCUGCCUUGGAGGAUGGUUCCAAAGCACAGCCCCCGCACCCAAGUCCGCCACAAGCGUCUUUGCUGCAGUCAGCUGCUGAAGAGCUGGCGAAGCAGUCUGAUGAGGAAAUUGCAACACGCUGUCAAAAAUCCGCCAACGGUGAGCGGUGCCUUACCCUGACUGAUGGCAUUAAGCAGCAGCAGCCUCACAACCGCAACCAGCAGCAGUGUCGGCCAUCCAAAGUGCUGGGCUGCAAGGGCAGCGUGGGUGGGCCUCGCAAGCAGCCCAGUCCACGUAAUGGAAAGGCAGACGCUGCAGGAGAGGAGCUCUUGUCGCUUGCGGUUGCGGUGCCAAGCGCCGCUUUGGACGAGGACUUGGUGUCACGCCCGCUCGUAGCACCUGCUCCCCCUAGCCCCUUGCUGCUGCUGUCGCCUCCGGCCGGCUCAGCCUCGCAGCCAGGUGAGCCGGCACGGCGUCCGGCAGCCUCGACAGGCGCAGGGGAAGCUCCGGGCUUGGGUGUCGAUGCAUCCUGCUCCCGCCCUCAGCCAAGCGAAGGCUUUGAGGAUGCCAGGGCUGGUGGUGAGGCGGCCAUUGCGGCGGCAAGCACGGAUGACGCUAUUUCCGGGGCGUCUAACCACGGCACUGGCGGCAGCACUCAUCCUUCAAACAGCGCAGUUUGUCCCUCUCCCGCGACCGGCGUGGCUGUGGCUCGCGCCCGGCAUGGUGGCGCAGGAGCGCACCCUCCGCAGCAGCUGCACGCCCAGCGGCAGCAGCGGCAGCGCCAGCAUCCGCAGCAGCGACAGCAGCAAGCACAAUUCCGAGGCGUCUCGUCGGGCGGCUCCGCUUCUGCCCGGGAUGCGCAGGACGAAUGUACUGCUGUCAGCAAUAGCAGUGGCCCGGCACCCGCGCAGCUGCCGCCACCACCGCAGCCGCCGGUUUUCCAACGGCACUCGUCGCCUGCGACUAUAGGACCGCCGUCCCUGCCUCCUCCCGUCUGCCAACCUCCACUGGCAUCGCAGCCUCAGGCUCUCACCCAGCGGCAACCGCAGCCGACUGCCCAGCAGUGCCUCCCAUUGCCGCCGCCUCCGCCACCGCCGCCUGCGCAGCAGCAGCCGGGGCCUCAUCCGCAUGUCCAGCCCUCAUUGCCCUCGGGCGCAAGGAGCGCGGCUCGGUCGCUGCCAUCUAGCGCCAUGCAUGACGGUACAGGUUCGGCAGGGUCGCAGAGCCGAGGCGGGCGGGGACAACCCUACCCUACUGGCAGCCAGUUGAGGCAACCGUCCCAGCAGCAGCAGCCCCGCCAAUCCCAGCAGCAGCCGCAACCUGCAUGGCAGCCGGUGGCGGGCCUUGGCUGCGUGGAACGUGGUGGGGGCGUUGAGUCGUAUCCCUCUGCCUCCGCGCGGUGUCCCUCCCGCAACAGCACGUCGUCGUCCGCGGCACCGGCCCCACUGCAGCCACUGCUGCACCAGCCGCAUCACUACCCCAAGCAGCAGCCACUGUACAUGCAGCAGCAACAGCAGCCCCAGCACCACCACUCCGGCACGUACUGCGCCAACGCUAGGCCGGUUGGGGCGCACGCUAACACUGUCGGUCGUAACAGUGGCAGCGGUGUUGCUCCUGCUGGUGAUACGGGUAUGCCGUACGGCGGUUUUCGGCGGCUGUCAGCGCAAUCAUCUGCUCCAGAGCUAGACUACGGCUCGCCGUUUCUAGGCCCUCAAGCGGCUUGGACCAGCAACGGUGGUAGCCGCAAUGUUAGCGACGGUAGCGGCGGCGGCGCCAGCAGCGGCAAUGGCAUUGGCGGCUGGAGGGAAUCGGACGGUGCUUCCGGUGGUGUUAGGGGAGGAACUUCGGCUAUGGGUCAGGUUGGGGACGCUUCCUCUCUACCUUCCUCCCACUCAGAUCACUCCAAGCAUCAGCUCCAGUCGAGAUCCAACCGCCAGCUGUCGUACCCGCAGCAGGUGCACCCACCGCCCCAGCAGCAGCCUCAGCAACGCCUAUUCCGGCACCAGUCGACCCCCUCAGGACGGCCGUACAUCGCACAGCACAUGCAGCUGCCGCCCCAGAGGCCGCUGCAUCCCCAGCAGCACCCGCGUGCAGGCCCGCACUCGCAGGCCGUGCGACCCCAGCAGCACCCGCAGGUGCAGCCGCAGGCGCUCGGCUACGGCCCAAGGCGCAGGAUGUACCCUCAUCAGCAACAACCGCAGCAGCCCUACAACGGCUCAGUGCCGCGCGUGCAGCGCUACCAGCAGCAGGACCUGCCGGAGUCGUGUGUGGGCAAGCAAGAGCACAGGCUGAGCAGCGGCGAUGGCAGGAGUAGCGGCAGCGGCGCGCCUGUGAAGAUGGGCGCUAAUGCAGCGCUAGCACCGCCUGCGCCGCCUGCCGUGCCGGCAGCAUCCUCUGGCUGCUUUACGUCUUCUGCUGGGCCUGGCUCUGCCUCUGGGGCUAAACAGCAGCACCCCGUUGCAACUUCCCCAGGCCGACGCGUGCCGAGCCACGUACCUCUGCCGUCCUCCGCCGUACCUCCACCACCCGUGCAUGGUGGGUGGCUCACGCGGAGCAGCAUGGACCAGGGCGACAGAGACGGCUGCCUGGGCAGAGCAGCGACAGAGACCAUGCCGUCACUCACCGACAUGCUGCCUUCGCACCCACCGCAGCCCUUUGGAGGGCCGGCGAUGCCGCUGGGACUGCCGCCGCGGCAGACAUGUACAGAGGAGGCAAUGGCGGGCGGCGAGGCGGUAUUGCUCAUGCGACGCGGGAGCUCGGACGGAUCCAGGCAGCGCGAUCUGGAUCUGGGCACGGAUCUGGAGCUAGAGCUGUCCGAUUCGGCAGAGCUGAACCCGCUUCACCUGGAGCCCAUGAUCCUGCAGCUGCUGGAGAAUGAGGACGAUGACGACCUGGUAGGUCCCGCGCUCAACCCCAGCAGCACCAGCAGCAGCAGCUACCGCCAACGGCACCUGCAUGGGCAGCCGGGAGGACACAGCCAGCAGUACCCCCACACGCAGCAGCCUCGUCAUCCGCAGCACAUGGCCUCAGCCGCCGCAGCUCGGCAUCAGCACGUGAACUCGGAAGGCUUCGGCGGCAGCAAUGGCACGGGCACGGGCACCGCCUUGAGCAGCAGCGGCGUUACUCCGUUUGCGCAGCUGUCGACCGACAACAACAACCACGGCCACCAGUUCGGUCAUCAGCACUACCACCACCAGUAUCACCUCUUCCAGUACCAUCAGCACCAGCAACGCCAGCAGCAGCAGCAGUUCAUGUACGGCAGCCUGCCGGCACGUGGUCCGGUUCCCGAGCUAGCAUCCUCCUUGGAUUUGGGGCCCUGGGCCCUAGGCCGUUCCAAAUCCGUAUGCGGGGACCCAGACUAUGCUGAGGAUGAUGCUAGCUUGGCUACUGCUGCGGCGGCGGUGUCGGCGGUGCCGGCCGUGGGAGCUCCACACUCCACGAGUGGGGUGACGGCAGCUUCUGCGGCGGUGGCCCUGUGGGCCGGUGCGCCUGCAGGGCCCUGUGCGGCAGGUGCCCUGGCCGGCGCUGCAGCUUCUAGGGUCGCAGCAUCCGACGCAGCCAGGGGCGCCUGGUUUGGCAACCGCAGCUGUGGCGGCGGCAGUGCUGUGAUGGAUAGCAGCAGUUGCACUGGCGGCAGCGGUGCUGGGCAGUUGGCGAUAGCAAAGGCCGUACCCGCUGGUAGUGAGCUUUUCCUGGGCGGUUCCCGCGCGGUUGGCGGAAGCGGCGGCUUCGGAUGCUUUGGAGGCGUCGGGCUCGGCGGGGGCGGUGGUGGUGUUGGCUGUGGGAGCUUCGAGCCGCCCUGUUUCCUGGCCAGCUCACUGCCUAACCCCAGCUUGUUGGCGGUCAUGCAGCGGUUUGAUGCUUGACGCGGCAUGGCGGUUGGGUGCGCUCCGCGUGAUACUCUUUGUGGUUGGUUGCACCCUGGACUAGAGGCGGCAGGGUUGUUGCCUGAGGCUUUGCAAAGGUUUGUGAAGGGUGGCGUGUCUAGGGGGUUCGCGCAAAGCUAGUUGAGAAGAGAGGAAGGGUUGACUCACAUUGAGGACUCUUUGCUGUAAGAGAAGACGUGGAGCCAUGGUUUUGUGACUCUUGUUGCGGCCGUGUGCAUGGCUUCCCCGCGAUGCUAAUGGCGAUGUAGCUAUUGCUCGAUGUUGCUGUAGGUUCGGAAACACAGUAGUCAUAUGAGUACAUAAGAAGCGAUUUGACGAGGGCUUGGUUGCCGGUUUCUUGUGCCGCAACUUGCCCCUGACUUUGGUCGUGGACCGCAGUGAUUGUUCGUAAGCUUGGCCGCCUGCUUCAUUGCUGACAGGGGGCAACCCUGCGUGGUUGUUUCCACGAAUGAUUGACCGUUACAGUGGUUCCCAAGAAGAGGUCAGAGGUUGAGGAGUCGGAUAGGUGGCGAUCGUAUUGUUGGGGCGGGAGUUAGUAGGCUUGCAAGUGGCGCAUGCCAACUUAGCUUGCAGUCGCGGGUCUGUUGUGCCUUGCGCCUGUAGCCUUAGGAAAGGAAUAUGAACCGGGUACGUUGAUUCUUACGUCUGCUGGUCGGUUUAUAGCAAAUUGGCUGGUGCCUUCCUUCUGUUGCAUCGUCCGUUUUGCGAUGUGAACAGUUGGGACGCGCCGUACCUAAAGCCUCCUUCGCACCAGAAGCUGUGGCAGCGGUGAGCGCUGAUGUAGGGGGAGCGCUGUUGGUCCUGUUGGGCCGCCGUGAGGGGGCGUGGCGCCUGCCAUGUUGUGUAUCUUGGCCAGCUCCAGCAUGAGGCUGCGGUGCGAGUUUUGCCCGAAGGUUUCUUGUGCCGAAGGGCUGCUCUGACGAGCGGUGUCGUGUACGGACCUCAAGUCUCUGUGCGGCGGCUGCCAGGCGUUUCUUGUGCGCCUGGGAGCCGCAGCGUUCGUGAUCGAGACUUGUUGAAGUGGGUGCCGUCUUUUAGACGCGUGUAUGCGCUGCCCUCCUCCGCCUGCUACCGAGGUCUGAACUAGGUGCGCGCUGACGAGGAUGUGCUGACGAGGGGCUUUUCGGUUGAGAUGGUGGCCGUUAGCACGUUGCGUGCACGGCUGUGGUAGCAUGUUGGGAGACGUGUCCCUCGGAUACCGGAUACGUAGACAGUGGAACGGCCAUGUUGGGUGGAUGACGCAACACGGCGGUUGAGUUGGCACGGUUUCGGAGGAGGACACUUCAUGAGGAUUGGGUGGGACGAGGGUUCCUAGGUUUUCUUUGCUGCAAAUGCUGCAAUAUAGGAAUCCGUUGGACGGCUCAUCAUUAAGGCCUGGUUAACUGCCGAGUAAUUCUUUUUGGCUGUCACUUGCUGUUUUGCGUAGCAGCUAGACGCGUCUGCUGCUGCUUCCUUGCUGCAGAUAGCCAGCUCUGCUAGUCGCAAAGAUUGACGACGCUUCUUGUUUUCACGGACGCGCAUGUUCGAGAUCGCGUUUUAGAUAAUUUUGCAUGGUGCAGGCAAUGAAGAUCGAGUUGCGUUGGUCGUUGCCUGCUGUAGCGGAUUAACGGUGCAGUAUGGGCUUUUACGCAGAUGGGGAGAACACAGGAUGGUUUCGGACUGUCAGUGACGAUUUGAGAUGUUAUUCAGGCUUAAGGUUCGUGGCGUUUUGUUACUAGAAAAGAAGACGGGGCUUCAUUUGCGGCAUAUACCGGUAGCUGGAGGUCUGUUGCCGCCUCCCAUGCUAGAUCUAAGCUGCGAUCCCCGUACACGGCUUCCCCCUUCAUGGCUGUCUAAACCCUGGUCCUGACAUGGCCUUACUAAUUGGUGGAUGGUAUUCGCAAGACCUUUGUUGGUGGUUUAUGUUUAUAGUUGAAUAGCCUGGCAUAACUUUUUGUUAGCAUUCCUGUCACAUUGUGGCGAUGGUUUGACGGGGCCCUGAAGUUCUAAGGCCCCGGUAUGUAGUUGCCAGUGAAGCCACAGCAGGUGCCAUGAGACAGUACGGUUAGUGGUGGUGAUAUACUGUUGGGUAGGAGUUGUCAAACCAAUAGGAUGCGGGGCGCCUGGGGUUAAAGACGCUUGUCAGUUGCUUGUCAUUUUGGAACGAAGAAGAGCAAGGACGCGUCAGGCGGCUUAAGGUGUAAGAACGGUGCGCGGGG
Molecule: messenger RNA, 6888 nt
Organism: Astrephomene gubernaculifera
Lineage: Eukaryota; Viridiplantae; Chlorophyta; Chlorophyceae; Chlamydomonadales; Astrephomenaceae
Source: the annotation of a GenBank genome assembly